AUGUCCCCCUCUACCCCCACGCCCUGCACGAACGGCACCGGGGCCGGAAUGCUGAGGGAACCAAAGCCCCCCCGCCGCAUUGUCCUCUGCUUCGACGGGACGGGCAACAAGUUCAGCGGUGACAGCAGCGACACCAACAUCGUCGAUCUGUACCAGAUGUUUGACCGCUCCGAGAAGAGCCAGUAUCACUACUACCAGCCGGGCAUCGGAACCUAUUCCGCCGGCGAGGGCUCGCUCAACGUGAGGCUUUUCGGGAGCAUCAAGAGAUGGGUUAGCCAGAAGGUCGACCAGGGCGUUGGAACGACGUUCGAUCACCACGUCAUCGCCGGCUACAAGUUCGUGAUGCAGUACUACAAGCCGGGAGCCAAAAUCUACAUCUUCGGCUUCUCGCGGGGCGCUUUCACCGCACGCUUCCUGGCGCGGAUGAUCACCGCGAUCGGCCUGCUGAGCAAGGGCAACCAGGAGAUGGUCUCGUUUGCGUACCGCACGUACCAGGACUACGAGACCGGCAAUAAGACCUCGCCCGAAAGCCUGGAAUACAUGAACAGUUUCAACAGAACCUUCUGUCAGCCACUGGUGGAUGUUCACUUUUUGGGGCUGUUUGAUACGGUCAAUUCCGUCGGUGUUUUCCGAGGGAAGCAGUAUCCUCCUGCGCUUACGCCAGCUAUGGGUACUCCUGGCGAACCGGUGGUGGAGGAUGACAAAUUUGGGGCGGUAAGACAUAUUCGCCACGCAGUGAGCAUCGACGAACGACGUAUCAAGUUCCGGCCCGCCUUAUUCAACCCCGACGAUAGCAAAGAUCUCAAGGAAGUCUGGUUCUCUGGCGGCCAUGGCGAUGUCGGCGGUGGCUGGCCGAACACGGCCGAAAGCAUAGCGAUGAACGACAAGAAAAAAGAAGCCCGCAGAUCCUUUAUUCCCUCGUUCGUUACGAAUCUCGUGGCCAAGAAGUCCGAGUGUCCCGAAGCCGCAAAUCUCCUGGCCAACAAAUCUGUGUGCCCCGAAGACACGAAGGAUCAUGACGUGCAGCUGAGUGAUCUCUCACUGGAAUGGAUGAUCCACGAGCUCCAGAGCCUCCCGGACGCGGAUAAGGAAAAACUCAAGUUCAAUUCCCGCGUCGGCACGUUCCUCGAGAGGAUCGAGAACAAAAGAGAUACUGCUAUCAAGGCAAAAUUGCUAUCAAUCUUCAAGAUAUCCUUCUGGAAGAACCCGAGGUACGGUACUCCUCGGGUCCUCCCGGCCACGGCGGUGAUCCACCACAGCGUGCAUCGCCGCGUGAUACACUACGAGGAGCAGGCGAAGGAAGCGGACCCGGCAGCGAACGGAAGAGGCUGGCUCUCGUACUUCCGCCUCAGGAGGAACCCCUCAAUGCCUCCCCACCCCAGCGGCCUGGGCUGUGCGCACUACAAGCCCGAUAACCGGAACUUUGCGUCGGCACAUGAGCGCGAGCAGGCGCGCGCUGAGAGAGUCGUCCAGACUAGGAGCGAAAAUUGGCAGUGUGAGCUGGCGCAGGGGUGCACGAUGAAAUUGCCGUGUAAGCUGCCGCAGGCGAAGGAUGCUCGGCCUUGA
This is a messenger RNA of Tricharina praecox, 1566 nucleotides long. RefSeq lists its product as uncharacterized. The coding region runs from base 1 to 1566 and encodes 521 amino acids. The record is from RefSeq and is a predicted model, not a curated record. The transcript has 7 exons. NCBI's taxonomy places the organism in Eukaryota, Fungi, Ascomycota, Pezizomycetes, Pezizales, Pyronemataceae.